Molecule: messenger RNA, 1108 nt
Organism: Galleria mellonella (greater wax moth)
Lineage: Eukaryota; Metazoa; Arthropoda; Insecta; Lepidoptera; Pyralidae
Gene: mip40
Product: protein lin-37 homolog
Exons: 6
Coding region: 173-889 (238 amino acids)
Biological process (GO): negative regulation of transcription by RNA polymerase II
Cellular component (GO): transcription repressor complex; Myb complex
Source: RefSeq, a predicted model, not a curated record
ACAUUUUUUUUUAUUGUAAUUUCAAAAUAAAUACAACUGUUCUCCAAUCUACUCAAAUAAUUUAUUUAUUCGUAAUUCAAAUCAAAUGAAACUCUUUCUUAAAACCUCAACUAAUUAGAAAAUCUUUCUUUUGUUCUUAUUAAAUUUAACCCCAUAACUUAUAACACUCAAAAUGCCAAAACGUAGACGAUUAUUGACGCCAUCGAAAAACAAAACAAAAGUAAAUCAGACUGAUAUUAAUAAAGAUGAUCUUUUUAAAAGUUUAUUAUAUAAUAAACAAGUAUCUACAGCGCGAGGUCGCCUUAAAGGUGCACUGAUGGAAGCAUUGGAACCAGUCGGUGAAGAUUCCGAUACUUCGCUGGAACAUAGUCCAACGAAAAGAGAUCGGAAUGCAACCCAAGAAAACAGAAGUAAUUACACAUCAGAUGAGGAGGACAGGUCACAAAGGAAGCCAUCACCACAGCGCCAGUCCUAUGUCUUGAAAUUGUUUGACAGGAGUGUAGACCUUUCACAAUUUGAUGAAGAUUCACCAUUAUACCCAAUCUGCAGAGCAUGGAUUGCUAACCAACCUAAAGCCGAUUACAGUAAAUUUGGAUCUAGAUUCAAAAGUCCUGAACCAAAUGAGGACAGUGUCGAAUUACCAGGUCCUGAAGGCCCUUCGGUGUCUAGAAUACCAGAACUGUUACCAGAACAAAGGGAACGCAGUGGCAACAAUAUUAAUCUUAAUUAUCGCGACGGCCCACUGCCCAGCAGGGAGCAGCUGCUGCAGUCGCACGCGGCGCGCUGGGCGGCGGUGCGGCAGGCCUGGCUCGACCAGGCCGCCCGGGUGGAGGCGCGCUACGAGACCACGCAACAGUUACUCAACAAAAUCAAUGUCAACUCAAUGUGAUGGACUUCAAAACUCUGCUUGGUGAUUUGAGAUGAUUUUUAUCAAUAUAUAAUUUAUACAAACAAGAUCAUUAACUAAAUACUGUACAGUUUUUGUAAUUAUUCUUUUGUGUAUCAACAAAUCAUUGAUUAUGGUUGAUUGAAUAACUAUAUUGAUUACUCAAUUAAAGAUAAGUAUUCGUUUUAUAAUGAUUUAUUUGUAAAUAAACAAUUAAGCAUG